This is a messenger RNA of Manduca sexta (tobacco hornworm), 693 nucleotides long. RefSeq lists its product as uncharacterized. Bases 1 to 693 code for a protein of 230 amino acids. The transcript has a single exon. The record is from RefSeq and is a predicted model, not a curated record. NCBI's taxonomy places the organism in Eukaryota, Metazoa, Arthropoda, Insecta, Lepidoptera, Sphingidae.
AUGCCAACCAAAGAAGCCAUACAAAACUUUUGGACAAACAUACUAACAAAUCCUACACCAUACAAUACAGAGGCGACAUGGAUAACCGAAAUAGAAAGAUCUGCUAUAAAUAUUGAAAGACACCAGUUUGAAGAUAUAGAUGUAGGGAACGUAAGAGACGCAGUUAGGAAAACGCAAAAUUGGAAGACACCCGGUAUAGACAAAAUCCAAAACUACUACCUUAAAUAUUUCACGAGCGCCCAUAAACACAUUGCCCAGCUAUUUAACAGGAUGGUUAAAGGAUUAGAACCCAUUGACAGUUGGUUUACGACAGUUCACGUUAUAUUAAUACCCAAAUGCGAUGACACUCAGGACCCAAAGAACUGGUGUCCCAUAGCAUGUUUGCCAUCUAUGUAUAAAUUACUAACAUCUAUUAUGGCUAACGAACUCUAUGUACAUUGCGACAAAAAUGACAUUCUAGCACCAGAACAAAGAGGCUGCAGGCGACGAGUACGGGGCUGCAAAGAUCAUCUCAUGAUCAACAAGUCUAUACUUGAAGACGCACAUAAAUGCCAGAAAAAUCUUAGCAUGGCGUGGAUUGACUAUCGGAAAGCUUUUGAUAGCAUGUCGCACGACUGGCUACUCAGGAUACUAGAUCUCUACAAAUGCCCACCUAUUAUCCGAAGUUUUCUGGAGAUGGUCAUGCCCACGUGA